GGAGUGUGCCGAUCUUCUUUUUUCUUCUUCUCCUCCUCCUCCUCCUCCUCCUCCUUCUUCUUCUUCCAAGACAUUUGUUGAAAAGCAAAAAAGUAGAUUAGUUUAAAAAAGAAAAGAAAAAGAAGAAGAAGGGGGGAACAAAGUUGUCAGCCAGGCGACAGGAGAGCUUCAGAGAGAGUUAGAGUCACUGUUAAAGUUUUCUUCAGCAAUGAUCCAGUGAGUCUCUCUCCUCCCGACAACACGAGCACAGUCGGACCCGCAAUCAGAGAAAACACGGAGAAACCCGGAGAGAAGCUCGCUGCUGGACAGAGAUGUAGCGUGUGUGUUGGUGAGAUCGGCGGACCAUCAUGCACCUCUUCCUGCUGCUGAUCCUUCAAGCCACAGCAGCCUUCGGACAGAUCGACCCAGCACACUGUCGCUAUGCCUUGGGCAUGGAGGAUGGGCGGAUCAAAGACGCUGACAUCACAGCAUCCAGCCAAUGGUAUGAGACUACAGGACCACAGUACGCCAGGUUGAACCGUGAGGAGGGCGACGGCGCCUGGUGUCCUAAGGAACAGCAGGACUCUUCAGACAGUCAGUACCUGCAGGUGAACUUGGGUAAGCUCACCUUCCUGACGGUGGUCGGGACUCAGGGACGAUACGCCAGAAACUCCGGGAACGAGUUCGCCCGAGCUUACAGCCUCAACUACAGCAGGGACGGCGUGCUGUGGAGGGCGUGGAAGAACCGCCUGGGAAACACCGUGAUCGAGGCCAAUAAGAACGCCUACGCCUCAGUCAUCAACGAUCUUCACCCGCCGAUCAUCACCCGCUACGUCCGUCUGAUCCCCAUCACCAGACUGUCCACCGCCGUCUGCAUGAGGGUGGAGUUGUACGGCUGUCCCUGGGACGAAGGUCUGAUCUCGUACAGCGCUCCGGAGGGUCAGGUCAUGAUGCCGCCGAGUUCUCCCAUCGCCAACCUCAACGACUCCACGUAUGACGGCACACGUGAGAGGAGGAGGCUGUUUGGUGGGAUGGGACAGCUGACGGACGGCGUGAUCGGCCAGGACAACUUCCUGCGGACGCGUCAGUACCACGUGUGGCCGGGCUACGACUACCUGGGCUGGAGGAACGACUCGCUGGGAACUCUGGGAUACGUGGAGAUGGAGUUUGUGUUCGACCAUCAGAGGAACUUCACCUCCAUGAAGGUCCACAGUAACAACAUGUUCUCCAGCGGUGUGAAGAUCUUCUCCUCCGUCUCCUGUUUGUUUAAGCCUCACCUCAACGCCGACUGGGAGACCGAGCCUGUGGCGUUCAAGACGGUGCUGGACGACAGAAACCCAAGCGCCCGUUACGUCACUGUGCCCCUGAACCGCCGCGCCGCCAGAUCCCUCCGCUGCCAGUUUCACUUCGCCGACGUCUGGAUGAUGUUCAGCGAGAUCUCCUUUCAGUCAGAGGACACCAUACUCCCAACCCAGAUGACAUCACCUACAGCCAGUGAGGAGAGCACCACAAUGAUCACAACAAAGACAGCAACCAGUCCAUCAGCCACCGACCAGCCAGAUGUUGAGAACACGGCCAUUCUGAUUGGCUGCCUGGUGACCAUCAUCCUGCUGUUAGUCAUCAUCAUCUUCCUCAUCCUCUGGUGCCAGUACGUUUGCAAGGUGCUGGAGAAGGCUCCUCGUCAGAUCUUAGAUGAGGAGGUGACGGUUCGGCUGUCGUCCUGCAGCGACACCAUAAUCCUCCAAACCCCCCCUGUACCCCCCAGGUCUGGACACGCCUCUGCAGGCUUGACUAACACGGACCCUCAUUAUGAGAGAGUUUUCCUGUUGGACCCGCAGUACCAGAACCCGGCGGUGCUGAGAAACAAGCUGCCGGAGCUGUCACAGAGCGCCGAGGCCUCAGCGUGUGGAGGAGGCUACGCCGAACCUGACAUAACUCAGUGCACGCCACACCAGUGUUUCCAUAGCAACGCGCCACACUACGCAGAGACGGACAUCGUGCGGCUGCAGGGCGUCACCGGCAGCAACAUGUACGCUGUUCCUGCCCUCACCGUGGACUCGCUCACCAGGAAGGACAUCUCCGCCGCUGAGUUCCCACGACAACAGCUGAUCUUCAGAGAGAAGCUGGGGGAGGGGCAGUUUGGAGAGGUCCACCUGUGUGAGGCCGAGGGACUCCCAGAAUUCCUCGGGGAGGGGUCGCCCCUUCCCGAUAGAGACGGCCACUCAGUACUGGUGGCUGUUAAACAGCUGAGAGCCGACGCCACCAGCCAAGCCAGGAACGACUUCCUAAAGGAAAUAAAGAUCAUGUCUCGUCUGAAUGACCCCAACAUCAUCCGUCUUCUGUGCGUGUGCGUGUCGUCCGACCCACUGUGCAUGGUGACGGAGUACAUGGAGAACGGAGACCUCAACAUGUUCCUGUCACAGCGGGAGAUCGAGAGCACGCUGACACAUGCCAACAACAUACCUUCAGUCAGUCUGUCCGACCUCCUCCACAUGUCGGUGCAGAUCUCGUCGGGUAUGAAGUACCUGGCGUCUCUGAACUUCGUGCACCGUGACCUGGCCACCAGGAACUGCCUGCUGGACCGCCGCCUUACCAUCAAGAUUGCCGACUUCGGGAUGAGCAGGAACCUGUACAGCAGCGACUACUACCGCAUCCAGGGCCGGGCGGUGCUGCCUAUACGAUGGAUGGCCUGGGAGAGCAUCCUGCUGGGUAAGUUCACCACAGCCAGCGAUGUGUGGGCGUUUGGUGUCACCCUGUGGGAGAUCUUCACUCUGUGUAAGGAGCAGCCCUACAGCCUGCUGUCCGACGAACAGGUCAUAGAGAACACUGGCGAGUUCUUCAGGAACCAGGGUAGACAGAUCUUCCUCUAUGCUCCACCACUCUGCCCUCCCUCUCUCUUCGAGCUGAUGAUGCGUUGUUGGAGACGCGACAUCCCCGACCGACCCUCAUUCGAGGGGCUCUACCAAGCUCUGAGGCCCCAUGUCAACCAGUGAGCCAAGGCCGCUGGGAUGUACCACUCGGGCUUUCCUCGGUGGCGGGUUUGUCCAUCUCUGGACUUCUGUAAGAUGACAGACUGACAUGAGAAGACAGAAGGAUUGAAUUGCGUUACGAUAGCGAGUCGCUGUCAGAGGGAAUCAGGUCUGUGGGCAGAAGGUUGGUUAGUGUCGCUGAAUUAGCAGCACACUAUUCUGAGAGACAAGAAAGAGAUGGAUGGAAGAGAGGCUGGUCAACUUAGCGGAGAAACACUUUACAGGAUCCAAACCUUUGAUUUCUAAGCUUCUAAAGAUUUCUGUCAUUGAUGAUUUCGCAGUUUUAUCCAUCUCUUUUCAUUUGAGCUGUUCAAAGACCAAAACUUCUUGUCGGACCUUUCGACAUAUCUCAUUUUCAUGUUGCUAUGGUACCAAAGGUGCCGUAAACUUUAUUUUCUUCCUCACUUUGGCCUUUAAUUAUGCCAAAUACUGGACAUACUUCAGCUUCAGUCUUGGUAGUUUCUCCUGUCCCUGUGGUUUUUAUUAUUAUUGUAAAGCACUGUGUCUGUGUCUCUCAGUUAUUCGUGUUCAUAUAUUAACCCACACUGGAGCUAGGGCUAGGGUCAAAUUGUAGUGUAGGAUUUUAUUUUUAGAUUUUUAUUCUAUUUUAUUUUCCUUGGUUUACCGUAUUUCUGUUUUGUUGGUCUUUUUUGUGGAUAUGAAUGUUUGAGGCUGCAUUGAAACCUGUGUGGUUCACAGACUGAGGAUCAGUCCGUGGGUAACUGUGGGCAAAUAUUGAUUUGAGGCACAUUGAAACCAAAUAAGAAAAAACCAAGUGUUAGCAUUAAAACAAUUACAUAAUUAUGAUAGAAAUUGUAAAACUCCUAAACAUUAAACCAUUAACUAACUUAUCUACCACUUGGUGGAUGCGUUAAUUUAAAGUGCCUUACAUUUGUAGCAUGAGUUGUACCAAUGGGAAAGAUGCCACGACAACGGGUACUGCAAGUCGGUAGAGUUAUCAACUAAAUAUCUAAUAUCAAGGUAUCACUUUACCCGUGUCUGUGUUUGUACUCGGGCAUCUAAAAUGUUUGUCAAGUGUGUUUAUGUCCAUGUUAGAGCCCGUAAACCUGUAGGUGAAUAUACUUUUUCUCCAUUAGCCCUGCCCUGCCUUGAUGUGGAUAGUCGCGCCAAAGACAAGCCAGCUGGCUUAAAUUCUUCAAUCGUCAAGUCAGUAAAGCUUUAGGACUAGAAUAAGAAAACAGUGAAACCAUUGUCAGAUUUCAAAUUAAGAUAUAUGUUCCUCUACAAACAGAAUCAUGGCAUUUGCAGCAACUCCUAGGCUUAGUUCACAGUAAAGACACUGUAGCAUUGCCACAAGACUAGCACGACCAGAAACACUACAGGGCAAGCAACAGUUGGACCUCCUUUGGACAUUUCCUCUUUAAAAACCUAGUUAAAUCCUUUCCUUUUGCCAAAAAUGAGACAUGGUCAGGUUUGUCUGGGUUGUCCGAGCCAAAGAGGGUUGCUAAAUGUUUUUCUGCAUGUCUUAUAGUUCUUGUCCUAUAGUUCCUGUCAUAGUUCUCAUACUAGUCUUGAAGCUCCGGUCAAGCAAACUCUCUGGCUAGCUAUCUAAUGAGCUUGCUAGUUGUCAAGAAUUAUUUUCAAUGAGGUUAACCUGGGUUUUAAGAUAUGCUUCCUACUCUGCUUGAUGAUAAAUCCUCUAGCUAACUACUGCUACCAGUAAAACUACCAGUUGGGGUUUGGGGAUGUUUUGAUCAAAUUUGGCUUGGUUCACCACUGGUUAGCUAUCUGCAUACUUAUUAUCCUACAACUGAUCGUACUAAUGUUAUGCUGCGUUCAUGUUAUGUUGAAUGGAUGGGAAGGCUCGGAAAGAUUCACGUUAAGGACUUGCGAACGUCAAUAUCAUCAGACAACUCAGGAAGGUUGUAUAAUAACUGAUUUGGUGAUAUGAGGGUUCAAAACACUGUGCGUUGACAAAAUCAUGUUAUAGCCAUUAUACUUGGGUUUAAUUACAUUUAAUGGCAGAGUUUGAUUGUUAGUUUGGUUUUAAGGCACUUCAAUAUUAUUAAAGUAGAUAUAUCGGAGCUUUCCGAAAAAUAUCAGUUUCAGAUCCCAAAUAAAGAGUAUUAAAUUGGAUGUGCAGUCCAACACAUUGGCCAUUUGGUUAGGUAAAUCGCAAUGCAUGUGCUAAAUCAACAUAUUAAUGCAUUUUCUCCUCUCUGUAUUUUGCACACUAGGCUAAAAACGCCCUAUAUUGCAUAUUCAUUAUGGCAAAUGUACUAAAUGGACAAGUCGUAUUAUCUUGCACAUUUGAAAGACACGGUCCUCAGUGCACCCGAAUAGUUGAUCAGCUUGCAUGUUUUUUUUGGUGGGUGAUACAAGUUUACACACAUAAUACCUUUAAUAAAUCAGGCCCUACGUGCAGUAACUCUGAUAUGAUAUGAACAAGGCAUUAGCUAGCUAAGUUCAGCUGAUUACAGAACAGCUGAUGACACCGUUAAGAGCAAAACUGGACUAGCUAUUCAAUUUUUCUGAAAAAUUAAGUAUGGUAGAUUAUCACCUGUAUUUUAAUGGAUAUGACGACUAUAUUUUCCACAUGUAACUACUGGUGUUUGAUUAUCAGGAUGUAUUUAUUGGCAUAAAUAUCCAAACAGUGAUAUGCUAGCUACAGUAGCUCCCCAACUGACCCUGCUAGUAGGCACUUUCUCACUCAGCUCUAGCGCCACAUAUUUCACAAUGACACAUUAAUAUCUUCAGUCAACUUUAACAUCUCAUGCAUAAAGGUGGUAAAGCACAUUUUCAUCAUUUUAUGUCCGUUCUUUUUAUGUGUAAGUCAGUGUGCAGUAUAAAUAUAAGCAGUAUAUGUGUUCAGUACUUUGAAUCCUCCCUAAGAACAAAAUGUAAAAUGGCGCAAACCAACAUAACCUUCACAGGAAAGAGGGAGAAAGACCAAAUCUGUUUAGUUUGAGUGCAUCUUUCAGUGUUUUUGUUGUUACAGUAGUGUUUUGUUAUCUGUACUGUAUCUUCUGUGAGGGUGUGUGUGCAUGCAAGCGUGUUUAAGAGGAAAUGAGUUUCGUGAAUGAGUGUUUUCGACAUUCCUUUGAGCACUGGGAGCUAGUUGGGAUUAAAGUGGUUAACCAGAGUCGCUCUGUCGUGCCAAAUGAUGUGAUUAAAUGCGGGAGAGGGGGAGUUAAAGGACAGGAAGUAAGGAAACCACUAAAACUCAAUCUCCCAGAGUCCUUUGCUACAGUGAGCCUGUGUAUUUUGUUCUGGUUCCAUUAGAGAGACAGAGAGUCUUUUAGUUUGAUAGUGUACAGUAUACGUGAUCUAUAAUAUCUCAGUGUGUGAAUGCAGAUUAGGUGUGAUAAUUGUUAUUGAUAAUUGAUUAUCUAUCAGAAUUUAUAGUAGCUAUUUCUCUGGUUAUUUCUAUUCUGGGAAGGUGUUGGGUUUUUUUUGUUUCUUGGGUUUUUUUGCAACAGGAAAUCAGCAGUUUUGAACAUUUCCAGUCGAGAUGUCGUGUUUGUUUUCCUGCUGUGAUAUCUCUUCAUUUCUCCUCCACACUGUUUGAUCUUCAAUAUUGUUUCAGACAUUCAGUAUAUUGUACAUAGGCUAGUAGCUGUGUAUAUUAAUAUAUUGGGAGCUGGGAAUUUUAUUGUUCUGUCGUCCCAAGUCAUUUUCACUCUGUACCCUUUCAUGUCUUGGUUUGUUUUUCUUAUAAUAAACAGUACAUUUUGUUAAACAGAA
Molecule: messenger RNA, 6713 nt
Organism: Scomber scombrus (Atlantic mackerel)
Lineage: Eukaryota; Metazoa; Chordata; Actinopteri; Scombriformes; Scombridae
Gene: ddr2l
Product: discoidin domain receptor family, member 2, like
Exons: 19
Coding region: 348-2972 (874 amino acids)
Biological process (GO): cell surface receptor protein tyrosine kinase signaling pathway; positive regulation of kinase activity; protein phosphorylation
Cellular component (GO): membrane; signaling receptor complex
Molecular function (GO): protein tyrosine kinase collagen receptor activity; collagen binding; ATP binding
Source: RefSeq, a predicted model, not a curated record